This is a messenger RNA of Cynocephalus volans (Philippine flying lemur), 4789 nucleotides long. RefSeq names its product galactosidase beta 1 like (gene GLB1L). The coding region runs from base 275 to 2206 and encodes 643 amino acids. NCBI's taxonomy places the organism in Eukaryota, Metazoa, Chordata, Mammalia, Dermoptera, Cynocephalidae. Gene Ontology annotation, cellular component: vacuole. Gene Ontology annotation, molecular function: beta-galactosidase activity. The record is from RefSeq and is a predicted model, not a curated record. Gene Ontology annotation, biological process: carbohydrate metabolic process. The transcript has 18 exons.
CGGUUUCCUACCAACCGCUGAGCGUCAGGAGGAUGUGGGGGCGCGGAGCUGAGUGGCCCGGGACGGGAUAGGACUGGAGUGGACGGGUCCCAGGACCCGGGUGAGGGUUCCCUACCAAGCCUUCAGUAGGGGUCAAGACGCGGGCACCUGCGCCAAAGGGGAGCAAAGCCGGGCUCGGCCCGAAGCCCCCAGGACCUCCAUCUCCCAAUGUCGGAGGAAUCCGACACGUGACGGUCGGCCCGCCGUCUCAGACUAGAGGAGCCCUGCAAGCGCCAUGGCUCGGGAGAAGCCACCCUGUCUUCCCUCCCUGCUGCUGCCUCUCCUGACGCUGCUGUUACCCCAGGCAGACACUCGGUCUUUCGUAGUGGAUCGGGAUAACGACAGGUUCCUCCUGGACGGGGUCCCGUUCCGCUACGUGUCUGGCAGCCUGCACUAUUUUCGGGUACCGCGGGUGCUUUGGGCAGACCGGCUUUUCAAGAUGCGAUUGAGCGGCCUUAACGCCGUACAGUUUUAUGUGCCCUGGAACUACCAUGAGCCACAGCCUGGGGUCUAUAAUUUUAAUGGCAGUCGGGACCUCAUUGCCUUUCUGAAUGAGGCAGCUAUAGCGGACCUGUUGGUCAUACUGAGACCAGGACCUUACAUCUGUGCAGAAUGGGAGAUGGGGGGUCUCCCAUCUUGGUUGCUUCGAAACCCUAAAAUUCAUCUGAGAAGCUCAGAUCCAGACUUCCUUGCUGCAGUGGACUCCUGGUUCAAAGUUUUGCUGCCCAAGAUAUAUCCAUGGCUGUACCACAAUGGAGGCAACAUCAUUAGCAUUCAGGUGGAGAAUGAAUAUGGUAGCUACAAGGCUUGCGACUUCAGCUACAUGAGACACCUCGCUGGGCUCUUCCGUGCGCUACUAGGAGACAAGAUCUUGCUCUUCACCACAGACGGGCCUCAAGGACUCAAAUGUGGCUCCCUCCAGGGACUCUAUACCACUAUAGACUUUGGCCCAGCUGACAACAUGACCAAAAUUUUUACCCUGCUUCGGAAAUAUGAACCCCAUGGGCCAUUGGUGAAUUCUGAGUACUACACAGGCUGGUUGGAUUACUGGGGCCAGAAUCACUCCACACGGUCUAUCCUAUCUGUAACCAAAGGACUGGAGAAUAUGCUCAAGUUGGGAGCCAGUGUGAACAUGUACAUGUUCCAUGGAGGUACCAACUUCGGAUACUGGAAUGGUGCUGAUGAGAAGGGACGCUUCCUUCCGAUUACUACCAGCUAUGACUACGAUGCACCCAUAUCUGAAGCAGGGGACCCCACACCUAAGUUUUUUGCUCUUCGAAAUGUCAUCAGCAAGUUUCAGAAAGUUCCCUUGGGACCUUUACCUCCUCCCAGCUCCAAGAUGAUGCUCGGACCUUUGACUCUGCACCUGGAUGGGGAUUUGCUGGAUUUCCUAGACUUCCUAUGCCCCCAUGGGCCCAUCCGUUCAAUCUUGCCAAUGACCUUUGAGGCUGUCAAGCAGGACCAUGGCUUUAUGUUGUACCGGACCUAUCUCACCCAAACCAUUUUUGAGCCAACACCAUUCUGGGUGCCAAACAAUGGAGUCCAUGACCGUGCCUAUGUGAUGGUGGAUGGGGUGUUCCAGGGUGUUUUGGAACGAAAUAUGAGACACAAACUACUUUUGACGGGGAAACUGGGAGCCAAAUUGGAUAUCUUGCUGGAAAACAUGGGGAGGCUCAGUUUUGGGUCUAACAGCAGUGACUUCAAGGGUGUAUUAGAGCCACCAAUUCUAGGACAGACAAUCCUUACGCAGUGGAUGAUGUUUCCUCUGAAAAUUGAUAACUUUGUGAAGUGGUGGUUUCCCCUCCAGUUGCCGAAAACAUCACGACCUCAAUUUCCCUCUGGCCCCACCUUCUACUCCACAACAUUUCCAAUUUUAGGCUUAGUCGGGGACACAUUUCUGUAUCUACCUGGAUGGACCAAGGGCCAAGUCUGGAUCAAUGGGUUUAACUUGGGCCGGUACUGGACAAAGCAGGGGCCACAACAGACCCUCUACGUGCCAAGACCCCUGCUGUUUUCUAGCGGAAUCCUCAACAUAAUCAUAUUGCUGGAGCUAGAAAAAGUGCCUCCCCAGCCCGAAGUCCAAUUUUUGGAUAAGCCUAUCCUCAACAGCAGCAUACAUAAGACAUAUAUCGAUUCCCCUGAACCAAUGGUGUUAAGUGGGCACUGAAAGAAAGGUAACCCUUGAACCUGGGACAUAGAGUGGGCAGGAUCCCUCGGUGCUGGCCAUGGUGACCAUAAGGAACCAAAGGCCAGAUGGCUCUGAAUGUAAGUACAAGUGCAGUUCCCUUGCCAAACUUUAUUGCGAUUAAAGUUCCAAAGACAGAACCAGUUCCCCACACCUCUGUGGCCCUGUUUUUGUCCUGGUUCCUGAGUGGCCCUCAACAUAAUCUUCCAAAUAUUCUCUGGUUUCAUGGGGAAGAAGAAACCUAGGACUGGUCUGAAUAUGCCCUCUCAGGGCCUAGAGUUGGCCCCAGGUGGAGCUGUAAGAGAUCAGGAAGAGGACCUCCCUGCCCGACAGCGAUGAUCUUGGAGGCAGCAUGUGGAGCAGAAAGAGAAGUCAAGGUAGUGAAAGGGAAUGAGGCCUUGGAGGGAUGCCCCACAACUCCAGCAGCGUCUGAACAAGAGAAAGAAAAAUAACUGGAUAGGUACUCCAGAAACUUUCCAAUUCAAGCUCUCCCCAUCCCUCCUGCCAUUUCUGUUUGUGCUCCAAAGCUUCCCAAAACAUCUCAAAUCCCCUCAACAGCCCUUCUGAAUACUGUGUAGGCGCUCAUUCCACUUGCCCAAAAUGGUCCCUACAACAUUAUAGCCCACCCACUCACUCACCCCCUGCUUCAUACCGAGCAUUGAUGAUUGCUGAGUCAGGGGUCGGAGGCAUAGGGGCUCCCAACUGGGCAACGACUCGGCGCUCUGCAGCCAGAGCUCUCUAAGGGAAGGAGAAGUUGUGAUAAGGACAAGGCCCCAGUGGCAAACAAGGUACCCAAGAAGUGACAGCUGCACACUGGAGAAGGGAUUAGGCCUCUAAGGAAGCACUGCUGUGGAAGAGAGACCCUCUAGCCUCACCUUCUCUCUGUCGCUGAGGGCGGCAAAUCGCCGCUGUUCAUCUUGCUCCUGCUCCUCCUGCUCCCGCUGCUUCCGCUGCUGUGCCUCCCGUUGCCGCCGGGCUGCCUUCUGCUCCCUUUUCCGUGCAGCCUGCCGUGCCUCCAUUUCUGGUGUUAGUGGCCCUGGCACCUGCAGGAUUUCCAGAAGGUAUCAGCUGACCUGAGCCUUGUUGUAAUCAUACGCAUCUGGAUUCUUCUCCAUGAACCUUCGGAACUCAUUGCGCGUUGAUUUGUCAACUGCAACAGUGUAAGGUGGCUGGGCCCGGAAGUCCCUAGAUGUGAAAACCCCCAAAAUGGGUUCAACUUAACCUACCUUUCCCGGCAUCACCCAACCAGACAAGAGGAAUUCUGUUAAGUAGCCAAUACCAACUUUAGCCUCCAGAUUAUCCUCUGUAUAUCCAAAAUGGCUAGGAUGGGGACCCUUACUUACCGCACAGUGGGGUCAGCACCUGCCUCCAGCAGCAGACGAACCACUGAGCCUCUUCCAGCUGCAGCGGCUGCAUGCAGGAGAGUAAAGCCACUGAAGCCCAAGGGGGCACUGAGCAGAGACAAAACUCCAGGGUCUACAGGGCUGGCAGCUAGCUGGUGCUUCAGCAUUCCAACAUCUCCAGCUCGGCAAGCAGCUAGAAGCACACCCCAGAGCUCUGGCUGAUCAGGGGCUUUGGCCUCAUCCAGUGAAGGGCCCGAGGAGGCUGCAGCUGCCUGGACUGACUGUGAGCAGGGUUCAUCUUCUGAAGGUUGCUGGAAGAGAGCCAUAUGUGCUCCAGCCUCCUUGCCUCGCCUUGUCUCCUUAUUCCUUUUCCUCCUCCUCCGCUUGGGCAAUACCUCAGACUCACAAAGAUCCGUGAUCCCCAGUGUCAACUCCAUUAGUUCCAGCUCUACCUGGAAGCCAUCCUCUCUCUCUGACCCUGAACCUAGGGAAAAAUCUGACAUGUGAGAUCUACCUAAGGAAUAAGCAGAGGGUGGAAGGAGGUGAGCUGCCUCAGAUGCAUAAGAAUGUCUAUAAAGAGAUAAUUCAGAUCAUUCUGAAAUGAAGUUAAGUGUUUUAAUUUUGCCACCCAAGAUAAAAUAGCACAUCAAGAGCUGAAUCAAUUAUAUCACAUGCUGAAAUGAGGCUCUCAGCCCAGACAAGGACAGGCCCAGAAGGAGAUAUUCAGGGACUUUUGUCCCUGGACUCUCCCUAUGAGCAACCUCAGGAUGGUGCAUAAUAUAAGAAAGCAUGGAAGAAGCCCUUAGCCAAAACCACAGCGUCCAGUAAGACAGACAGAGUCUGUCAGAUUCAUGCAACAUGUUCAACUAUCUACACAAUGCUAAGACUUUUCUAAGUACUGGGGAUACACCCAUGAACAAAACAGAUAAUAGAUUUGGAAAGGCCACUAAACUUGUCUCAGUAAUUGCUACAACAUACCCUAUUUUGUAAACAGACACUGGGGGUGUGUGGGUGUUGUGUAGGGGCCCAUCUAUAAAUAGGAAAAUGGGUCGGUUAUAAGAAUAGGGAAUUUGCCACUGCAUUUCCAGGACAGACAACCGGACAGAGUUGACAAUUGCCAGAUGGUACUCAAACCCUGUUUGGAAGAUUCCUCAUUCUGCCCUAGUGCCUCAUUUUCAUCACUGGAGACCUUUCUUUUUUCUUCCUCAGUAGCCUUCUUCCU